Owenia fusiformis is the source of this 574-nucleotide messenger RNA. Lineage: Eukaryota; Metazoa; Annelida; Polychaeta; Sabellida; Oweniidae. The record is from the annotation of a GenBank genome assembly.
AAUGACAAGCCCAGUUCUUUAAUAGGAUUUCUAUACACGAUUCUAUCAAAAUGUCUUGUCGUGGAGACGUUAGCUUGUGUGUACUUGCGUUUCUGCUUAACCUACCAUUAGUGUUGGGUUCCGAAGGAUACUUCUGGCACGUGACAGACAACCAUAUAGAUACGCUAUAUGAAAGCCAACAAGAAUCAUGUAGAGACGUAUUUUCUACGGAAGAGUUGGGCAUCUUCGGCAUGCCACGAUGUGAUUGUCCAGUAAUCUUUCAGAAAAGUUUUGUUGGCGCGAUGAAAUCUUUGGGGCCAGCCCCAGAGUUUAUUGUUUGGACAGGGGAUAUGUCUCCACAUGUGAAAAAUGAAAGUGCUUUCAAACCAGAGUCGGUCGUGGUUGCCUCCAUUGUGAACGUAACGACUUUGAUAAAAGAAGCCUUCCCAUCAACAAAGGUAUUCCCAGCACUGGGAAACAAUGAUUGCUACCCUAAAGAUCAGCUUCAGCCACAUAAUAGUACACUUUAUACUGCAGUCGGUGGGAUUUGGAGGGAUUGGAUAGGUGAUGCAGCGUUGCAGACAUUUCACAAGGG